AUGUUUAAGCCACUAAAAGCAAAAUUCAACAAGGUGAAGCCUAAAGAAGGAAAUAAAAAUGAAGAAACUAUUAAGCCAGACAUUCCAGCUCAGCCAUCCACUGGCCAGGGAGAAUGUAAAACUAAAAAGAGGUCUCCAAAAGCCAAGAUGUCUUCAGCAUCAGGUGAACUCCUCAAAAGUAAAGGUCUAAUUCCAGGGGAGAAUUCAUUCACAGGCCUGAAUUUAUCUCUUGACCCUGUACAUCCUCAAAAUCCAGAAGAACCGAUCAGAAUGACACCGAUACAGAAGGAAACAAAUAAUUGGAAAGAAGAAGCAGUCAACACAGAAAAAAAGCCAAAUCAGAGCCCUGUUGCAAGUAAGUAUGCUGAAACUCGACUCCAAGAUCUUGCUAGUAGGCUGCGUCAAAGAACUGCCCACUAUAAGAAAAAGUUGGAAGAGGGAGAUUUAUCUUCCCCUGAAGCCAGUCCCAAAGCUGCUGCACCUGCAGGUCCUCUUCACCCAGGAGAAGAUGAGGUUAACAGAGAAGAGGAACACUACUGUGACAUGAUGUGUUGCAAAUUCAAGAAGGUCCCAUUGAAAGAGUAUCUGAAGAAGAUGAAACUGCCAACCAGUAUAGAUUCACAAACAGAUGUCUCCUAUGUCUUGUGGCUCCUGUUGGUCACUGUUGCUUAUAACUGGAACUGCUGGUUUAUUCCAAUGCGCCUAGUUUUUCCGUAUCAAACAUCAAAAAAUAUGAGAUACUGGCUGAUAACUGACAUCAUCUGUGAUAUCAUAUACCUGAGUGACAUACUGAUAGUCCAGCCUAGACUGGAAUUUUUAAGAGGAGGAGACAAAAUAAUAGAACCAAAGGCGAUGAAAGAGCACUACCGGACUUCUGCAAAAUUUAAGAUGGAUCUUGUGUCAAUAAUACCAUUUGACGCUCUUUACUUCGUUUUUGGAUUUAAUCCAUUAUUUCGAGCAAAUAGGACACUAAAGUACGCCACAUUCUUUGAGUUUAAUGAGCGCCUGGAGUGGAGAAUGGACAAAGCAUACAUCUACAGAGUCAUUCGAACCACUGGAUACCUUCUGUUCAUCCUACAUAUUAAUGCAUGCAUUUAUUACUGGGCUUCAGACUACGAGGGAAUUGGUAGUACUAAAUGGGUAUAUGAUGGUAAAGGAAAUAGGUAUCUAAGAUGUUACUACUGGGCAGUUCGAACUUUAAUUACUAUUGGUGGCCUUCCAGAACCACAAAACACAUUUGAGAUUACCUUCCAACUCUUGAAUUUUUUCUCUGGGGUGUUUGUAUUCUCCAGCCUAAUUGGACAGAUGAGAGAUGUUAUUGGAUCAGCUACUGCCAAUAAGAACCAUUUCCGUGCCUGCAUGGAUAAUGCCAUCACUUAUAUGAAUAUGUAUUCUAUACCCAAAAUAAUACAGAACCGUGUUCGGACUUGGUACGAAUAUACUUGGGACUCUCAAAGAAUAUUGGAUGAGUCAGAAUUCCUGGAACACUUGCCAACCAAGAUGCAACUGGCCAUUGCCAUCAAUGUGAACUUCAAUAUCGUGAAUAAGAUCGACUUGUUUAAAGGGUGUGAUACACAGAUGAUUUAUGACAUCCUUCUGAAAUUGAAAUCUAGUGUGUAUUUACCUGGUGACUUUGUCUGCAAAAAGGGAGAGAUUGGCAGAGAGAUGUACAUCAUUAAACAAGGAGAAGUUCAAGUUCUUGGAGGUCCUGAUGGCACUAAAGUUCUCGUUACUUUGAAAGCUGGAGCUGUCUUUGGAGAGAUCAGGGCCCAGAGAGCAGACACCUCCCUGCUUCCCAGCCCAAAAGAAGAAGUCUCCCCUGAGAGGUCUGUGCACUUCAAUUUAUACCCCUGUCCCAACUGUCGGAUUGGCACAUGUCCAGAGCUGCUUUGCCAGGAAAAGGAGAAAAAAAUCGAGGUAAAAGAACAAAAAAUCGAAGGAAUAGAGAACCAAGAAAAGGAACCACCAGAAAAACCACUGAAUAUGCCCAAAUGUAAUGUUACAGAAGAAGAAGCAUCCAAGCCAAUAACAAAGGCAAUCCUACCUAGAGAAAACCCUAAAGCAUCACUUAUCAUCACUAUGACCCCUUCCUCUAAUUCAGAAGAAGAAAUUCUUACAGUCGAAAUGAAAGAGAAGGCAAAUUAAUAAAAUGCUUGAUUUUAUACAAGUCUAGGCAUUUUCCUAA
Gracilinanus agilis (Agile Gracile Mouse Opossum) is the source of this 2185-nucleotide messenger RNA. RefSeq names its product cyclic nucleotide gated channel subunit beta 3 (gene CNGB3). Lineage: Eukaryota; Metazoa; Chordata; Mammalia; Didelphimorphia; Didelphidae. The record is from RefSeq and is a predicted model, not a curated record. Gene Ontology annotation, biological process: monoatomic cation transmembrane transport. Gene Ontology annotation, cellular component: intracellular cyclic nucleotide activated cation channel complex; photoreceptor outer segment; plasma membrane. The transcript is spliced from 17 exons. Gene Ontology annotation, molecular function: intracellularly cGMP-activated cation channel activity; intracellularly cAMP-activated cation channel activity; cGMP binding. Bases 1 to 2145 code for a protein of 714 amino acids.